Messenger RNA from Ceratina calcarata, 1451 nucleotides. RefSeq lists its product as uncharacterized. Bases 151 to 1350 code for a protein of 399 amino acids. Gene Ontology annotation, biological process: detection of chemical stimulus involved in sensory perception of smell; sensory perception of smell. The record is from RefSeq and is a predicted model, not a curated record. The transcript is spliced from 5 exons. Gene Ontology annotation, cellular component: plasma membrane. Lineage: Eukaryota; Metazoa; Arthropoda; Insecta; Hymenoptera; Apidae. Gene Ontology annotation, molecular function: odorant binding; olfactory receptor activity.
CUAAAUGCAGGAAAUUGCUUCGGCGUUCUCCCUGUCAUCGAUGGAAAUUUCAAAAGAGCGCAAGCGCACCCUUUUUUUCCCUUCGCACCAAUACUGGAAAUUAUUUAGUCGCGUUCCUACUCUCACAGAUCAAGGAUACGAAAUUCAGUAAUGGACGAAAUGUAUCCUUUGGAAACUGCAAACGAUUACCAGAGACACUUGAAUCUGAGUAUUCAAUGGAUCCGAUGGCUGCUGAAACCUAUAGGUCUCUGGCCAAAAUCGCGUGUCAUUCGAUUAUAUCGGCUCGUGAACAUCGCUUGUUAUAGUCUACUCGCCUUCCUUUUUAUACCUUGUAUUCUAUACGUAUUUCUCGAAUUAGAGGAUCUUUACAAUAAACUCAAACAAUUCGGUCCACUGAUAUUUUGUGUGAUGGCAUUUGCGAAAUACUCUUCCCUGAUCGUCCACCAGGCUGACAUCCGUGAGUGCCUGAGGCGAAUCGAAUGGGACUGGAAGAAUAUCAACUAUGGCAGCGAUAGAAAUAUAAUGUUGACAAACGCGAAUUUUGGACGGAAACUGAUGAUCCUCUGCACAUUUUUUAUGUAUGGCGGCUUCGUAUUCUAUUACAUCGCUAUACCCAUUAGUAUCGGUAGAAUUUCAGCUGACAAUCUUACCUUUAUUCCUCACGUGUUUCCUUUCUCGUCGUACAUAAGUGACACGCGCUACAGUCCGGCGAACGAGAUUGUGUUUUCCGUUCAAUUUAUGGCUGGUGGCUUGAUGCACGGCAUCACGUCAGCCGCUUGCAGUUUGGCAGCCGCUUUCGCGGUUCAUGCUUGCGGCCAGAUGCAGGUGCUAAUGAACUGGCUGAAUCACUUGAUCGAUGGCCGACCCGACAUGAGUAGUAGCAUAGACGGUAGAAUAGCGAGUAUCGUGGAACAACACGUCCGUAUUCUAAAAUUCUUGGCGCUUACAGAGAGAACGCUACAGCAAGUAUCUUUCGCCGAGUUUUUAGGAUGCACGCUGGACAUUUGUCUCGUUGGAUACUAUGUCAUUAUGGAGUCGAAGUCGAACGACGUUACGAGUGUCGUGACUUACACUAUUUUACUCAUAUCACUUACGUUUAACAUUUUCAUAUUUUGUUACAUAGGCGAGAUGGUCGCCGAGCAUUGCAGAAAAAUCGGUGACGCGUCGUACAUGAUCGAAUGGUAUCGGCUUCCAGGGAAGAGCAAACAGUGUUGCAUUAUGAUAAUAGCGAUGUCCAGUACCUCGAUAAAACUAACGGCGGGAAACAUGGUGAAUUUAUCUAUCAGUACUUUUACCGAUGUCGUUAAAACAUCCGUUGCCUUUUUAAAUGUAUUGAGAACAACGACGUGAACGUGUGCCAGUAUUAAUAUUUUCUAUAAUCUUUUAAUGUGCCUAUCUCUGAACGACCGUUGUUAUUACGUGUGGUUGUUAAAUAUUAUACUAACGAUGCA